Acanthisitta chloris (rifleman) is the source of this 802-nucleotide messenger RNA. Its product is annotated as protein Wnt-11-like. The transcript has 4 exons. Gene Ontology annotation, molecular function: cytokine activity; frizzled binding. Bases 135 to 587 code for a protein of 150 amino acids. Gene Ontology annotation, biological process: canonical Wnt signaling pathway; cell fate commitment; multicellular organism development. Lineage: Eukaryota; Metazoa; Chordata; Aves; Passeriformes; Acanthisittidae. The record is from RefSeq and is a predicted model, not a curated record. Gene Ontology annotation, cellular component: extracellular region.
GGUUGCUCACCUCCAAGAACAAGCAAUACCCAAACUAAAGGGAAAUACAUUGUGAAAAAAAUUGUGAAAACUCCUUUUUAUUUUUACCUUUGGAGAAGCUGAUUUCCUUCAGCAAGUGGGGGAAGGUGGAGAAAAUGAAGCCAAGUCUGCGAGUUUUCUUCGCUACUUUUCUCUCAUUGUUUCUGCAGAUGGGACUUUGCUAUGGGAUCAAAUGGAUAGCUUUGUCCAAGACUCCUUCAGCUCUGGCCUUGAAUCAAACCCAGCACUGCAAGCAGCUUGAAGGCCUGGUGGUCUCCCAGGUGCAGCUGUGUCGCAGCAACCUGGAGCUGAUGCAGACCAUCAUCCAGGCAGCACGAGAAGUCAUAAAGACCUGUCGGAAAACCUUCUCAGACAUGAGGUGGAACUGCUCUUCCAUUGAGCUGGCUCCUAACUACCUGCUGGACUUGGAGAGAGGCACAAGGGAGUCAGCAUUUGUGUAUGCCCUUUCUGCUGCUGCCAUUAGCCACACCAUUGCCAGAGCCUGCACCACCGGGGACCUCCCUGGCUGUUCCUGUGGUCCCAUCCCAGGUCUUGAAAGCCUCUCUUGAAAUGAAAUGUAAGUGCCAUGGAGUUUCUGGGUCAUGCUCUAUCAAGACCUGUUGGAAAGGCCUUCAAGAGCUGCGAGACAUUGCCUUGGACCUCAAAACCAAGUAUUUAUCUGCCACCAAGGUCGUACACCGGCCCAUGGGCACACGCAAAUACCUCGUGCCAAAGGAUAUUGAUAUCAGGCCAGUUAAAGAGACAGAGCUGAUUUACCUGCAGA